UGCUUUUAACAAAAGAAGAACUUUCUCCUCCGGAAUGGCUUCAGUUUUUAGUUUCAUUGUGUUGGUAAUACUCCACGUUAUGAUCGUUGCUUUGUUAUUUCUACGACAGUCCUCUUCAGGACAUGCUCAGUUACUAAGCAAUUUUGUCACCAUUUUGUCCACUACAGAGACAGAAGCAAUUCUUCUAAAAGACGAUUCUCCAGACUAUAUUAUCAUUACUUCAGCUGCUCGGGGAAGAAAAAUGCUGAUGGAUCAAUUUUCAAGUAAGGUAAAGAAAGAAAAGCAUAUAUCUGCCAGAAGAGCUUCAAAUGUUGCAGGAGAUGCUACAAGUGAAUCAAAGAAGGCUCCUCCUCUAGUUCAACUACAUCCCAUGACUGCUCAGGUGGAUAGAACAAAGGAGUUUCGUGAUGCUGAAAAUGAAGUAGCAAGACUUAUGAGCAAAGACUACAGCGGAAGAAGUGGGCCUCGCCGAAAGCCGCCGAUUAAUAAUCACAAGCCUACAGACUAAUUAAAUUAAAACAGCAGUAAACUUUCAUACUGACAUAUAGUGACAAUAUACCGUUUGACAUACUAGUUAAUUAGUACUGUUUACAUUUGGGCCUCACAAUUUUGAGGGGCAUUUGCAUCUAUACAUGUUUUUUGUGUCGUAUUUUAA
This is a messenger RNA of Nicotiana tabacum (common tobacco), 655 nucleotides long. RefSeq lists its product as uncharacterized. The record is from RefSeq and is a predicted model, not a curated record. Gene Ontology annotation, biological process: regulation of root meristem growth. NCBI's taxonomy places the organism in Eukaryota, Viridiplantae, Streptophyta, Magnoliopsida, Solanales, Solanaceae. Gene Ontology annotation, molecular function: growth factor activity.